AUGACGGACUAUCGGAUACCGCCGACGAUGAAUCUUUGGACGGACGACAACGCGUCGCUGAUGGAGGCCUUUAUGAGCUCAUCCGAUCUGACGUCGUUUUGGGCGGCGCCAUCGGCCCAGCCCACGCCUCAACCCGCUCACCCCCAAGCCCAGCCUCAGUCGUCAGCCUCCACUUCAGACUACCCGAAGGCGGCUGCUGUCGCGCCAUCUCAGCCGUCCAUCACGCCCUUCAACCAGGAGACCCUCAUGCAGCGCCUCCAGGCCCUCAUCGAAGGCGCCCGCGAGAGCUGGACCUACGCCAUCUUCUGGCAGUCUUCGUACGACUACUCCGGCGGCACCGUUCUCGGCUGGGGUGAAGGGUUUUACAAGGACGAGAGGGACAAAGGCAAGGCUAAGGCCAAAACGACGACGUCCGCCGCCGACCAGGAGUACAGGAAAAAAGUCCUCCGCGAGCUCAACUCCUUGAUUUCCGGGGCCGACACGUCAGCAGACGACGCAGUAGUGGAUCAGGAGGUGACCGAUACCGAGUGGUUCUUCCUGGUCUCGAUGACUCAGUCGUUCGUCCCCGGCAGCGGGCUUCCGGGUCAGGCCUUCUUUCACUCGACCCCGGUCUGGGUUGCUGGACCGGACCGGCUGGCGGCGUCCCCGUGCGAGCGGGCGAGACAGGGCCAGGCGUUUGGGCUGCAGACUCUGGUUUGCGUUCCGACGGCAAAUGGGGUGGUUGAGCUGGGCUCGACGGAGCUCAUCUACCAGAGCUCGGAUCUGACAAACAAAGUCCGGGUUUUGUUCAAUUUCAACAAUUUGGAAGUGGGUUCGUGGCCUAUGGGCGGCGGCGGUGCCGAUCAGGGAGAAAACGACCCGUCGUCGCUCUGGAUUAACGAUCCGUCGUCCACCACCAUCGAAGUCAAGGACCCGGUGAACAUGACUCCCGUUACUUCGGCACCCACCAGCACCAGCACACAGCCCGUCUCGAAGCCAAUUCAGUUCGAAAGCCACCAGCCGAGUUCCAGUAGCUUAUCGGAGAACCCGAGCGCGAUUCAAUUACAACAAUCGCAGCAGCAAGUACAGCAGCAGACGCAAAGCUUCUUCACCAGGGAGCUCAAUUUUUCCGAUUAUGGUUACGACGGGAGCAGCGUGAAGAACUCCAAUUCCAAUUCGUUGAAGCCUGAAUCGGGGGAGAUUUUGAGUUUCGGUGAGAGCAAGAGGAGCUCUUACAGCGCCAAUGGAAAAUUGUUUUCGGGGCACUCCCAAAUUGCCGCCGCCGAGGAUAACAACAGCAAGAAGAAGAGGUCGCCGCCCUCUCGCGGCAGCAACGACGAGGGGAUCUUGUCGUUUAGCUCGGGGGUGAUUUUGCCGUCCAGUGGUGUCGUGAAAUCGGGCGGCGGUGGCGCCGCCGAUUCGGACCACUCCGACCUUGAAGCCUCGGUGGUUCGGGAGACUGAUAGUAGCCGGGUUGUGGACCCAGAAAAACGACCGAGAAAACGGGGUCGUAAACCGGCCAACGGGAGAGAAGAGCCCCUGAACCACGUUGAAGCAGAGAGGCAAAGAAGAGAGAAGCUUAACCAGAGAUUCUAUGCUCUCCGAGCGGUGGUACCAAACGUGUCGAAAAUGGACAAGGCAUCGCUUCUGGGCGAUGCCAUAUCGUAUAUCAACGAGCUGAAGGCGAAGCUGCAGACAGUGGAGAGCGAUAAGGAGGAUUUGCAGAAGCAAUUGGAGUCGAUGAACCAGGACUUGGGUUGUAAAGACUCGAGUUCUCUGUCAGACCAAGACCUCAAAAUGUCUAAACACCAAGCUAGUAGUAAAUUGAUAGACUUGGAUAUUGAUGUGAAGAUAAUCGGAUGGGACGCCAUGAUUCGAAUUCAGUGUUGCAAGAAGAACCACCCUGCAGCCAGAUUAAUGGCUUCUCUCAAAGAGCUUGAUUUGGAUGUACACCAUGCCAGCAUUUCUGUAGUCAAUGAUUUGAUGAUACAACAAGCCACUGUGAAAAUGGGCAGCCGAAUUUACACUCAGGAUCAGCUCAGGUUAGCUCUUUCAUCGAAAAUCGGCGACUCCCGGUAA
This is a messenger RNA of Prunus armeniaca (apricot), 2058 nucleotides long. The record is from the annotation of a GenBank genome assembly. Lineage: Eukaryota; Viridiplantae; Streptophyta; Magnoliopsida; Rosales; Rosaceae.